AUCAUCGGAAGCAACAGAUUUGGCUUUAUAAACUCGAUCCAUCUGGUUCCAGGCCUUUUUAGACCAGUCGAAAUGGAAUGCAUUGAGGUGCUGAAUGAUGAUUGUUUACUUAAAAUUGUAGAGUACCUGGAUCUGGAGGAGCAACUGCAGCUGUGGCAAAGUGCCGAUUCCAACUCCCGCCUGAGAUCGGUGAUUUCGUACGCCUGGCAGCACCGGACCGAGCACGCAUUGGACCAGGACACGUUCGGCGGAAAAAGAGGACUUCUCGACGUAUUCCUUUAUAGCAUCCGCUGCACUCUGACGGAACUCACCCUCAAGUACCUGACCACGGAUCAACUGGAUCGGUGGAGGUACUUCACAUUCCCAAACUGUCGGGAGUUGACCUACAUGGCGGAUGAGGACAGCGAAAUCGAGGGAGACUCCGAUAUCGCUAUCCUGGUGUACUGCUUUCCGCAUCUGGAAGCCAUCGGGCUGAGCGGAAACUGCAGUGGCCAGCACAUUAGCCGAUGGACGAACCUGAGGCGCUUAGACCUCCAGCUGUGCUGGUACCUGAGCACCCAGUGCUUCGAGGACAUCUGCCAGAGUCUCCGACUCCAGUCCCUGAGCAUCCAGUGGCACAAAGCCGAAGAGGAUGCCUACGUGCGGGCCAUCUGCCAGCUGCAGGAACUGGAGGAGCUGGAGCUGGACAUAGUCAACCUGUCGCCCGAAAACACCCGCAAGAUAAUGCUCCUGCCCAAGUUAAAGAAGCUCCGUCUGCACAACUUUGAGCUGCUGGACGAAGUGUUGGCGGAUAUUGGACGUCAAAGAGGUCAAGAUGUGGUGACGGCCGUCUUCAGCGAUAAUAUCUGGAUGAGAAGCACUGAAAUACUCGGAAAGUUCCGUGGUAUCCGUUGUCUGACACUCGUCGACGAUGAGGGAUGUUGCGCCGUCGACUUCCGCACAAUAAUCAGCUGCUUUCCCCUUUUGGAGCAACUGCAUCUGGAGAACACACGGAUCUGGGCAAACGCCGACGGUAUUUGGGACGUUGUGCUGGCCUGUCCACGUCUCAAGGUUUUCAGUAUGUCCAAUCAGACACUAUACGACGAAUUCUUUGCUUUUACCAAGGCAACCAUGAACCGAGCCUUAAACCAACGGAUGGAGCCUUUAUGCAUGCACUUUUACAAAACCGGAAAGGAAACUUUGAUAUCCCAGCAUUUUAGACAUCCAAAACUUCAUGUUUCCUUCAAUGCCACGAACAGUGUUUAUUCACAAAUACCUGGCGAGUCUAUAGAGCUGGAGCUCUUACCACAAGAGUCGUGAUUUGUCUAAAAGACUAAUUUGUUUUAUUAAAAAAUUUCAAAUAUGAUUGUUAAACAAAGAGGCUAACUAUAUUGUUAUUAUAGGUAACUUCUUAGGGUUUCUAUUCUUAUAGAAAUAAAUUGUGCAAUUGUGCCUUGACUGUAUAUAAACUAUAAAAAUUUGUUUAAUAAAACUAAGCCCAGCCCGAUAGUAAAUAAUCCCAAGGUAUAAACAGCAA
This is a messenger RNA of Drosophila ficusphila, 1516 nucleotides long. RefSeq lists its product as uncharacterized. The record is from RefSeq and is a predicted model, not a curated record. The transcript is spliced from 3 exons. Lineage: Eukaryota; Metazoa; Arthropoda; Insecta; Diptera; Drosophilidae. The coding region runs from base 73 to 1299 and encodes 408 amino acids.